CCACGCACAUGCUCAGUUCAGUCCCGCAGCCCAGUCCUGCACCAACACAGGGGGGAGGGGUCCAGCAGCUCUGGAGGGAUCAGUAUUUGGCAGGAAGGCGAGGCCUGGUCCUGGCAGCAGAGUGACAGGCGGCCGUAUAGUAGCAGCCAGCUCCAAAUCUGGCAGUGUGUGGAGAGGGAGGGGGUAAGGGAAGGGAACGAGCGCUGGAGUGUCUGUGCGGAGGGCUUGGAAGUUCAGGGGGAGUGAGGCGGGAGCUGCUCUUCCAUAGCAGCACACACUGUUGGUGACGGAGUCUGACAAAGGAGGGAGGAGGAGGAUUGGGGCAACUGGCCGCAGGGGAGCACUGUGCCGCAGCCAUCACCUGCAGGGGGAUUGGAGGGAAACACAUCCUAUGUGCCCCAGUCCCUGAUGAAAAUGCGGAUAUAGAUGGUUCUCUUUCAUUGUAAAGAAUAACUGUUUUGCUUCAGUAUAAGUGCCACAACUAAAAUGUGAUUUGGCAGUUACAUCUCUUGCAAGGUUUAAUUCUAUCGUGGAGAUUACUGGGAUAGUACCACUUGUUAUGCAAAGUGGUCAUUUGGAUAGAAUAACUAUAUGCACAAUAUUUUUAUGGUCCUGGAGACAAAAGCACAUGCACAUUGGAAUUAAUGGUUAUGGAAUAUAAGUGACUUCUGAUCAGAGCAAUUGAGGGUCGGAGUUUUUCUGAAAGGUGGAAAGGAAGGGGUUCUUUUCCAUGUAGACUGGAAGGACUACAACAAACUUGGAGUGACACUUUUCACCCUAGUUCGGCAGCCCUGCUGCCCUUUAAUACACAGAUGAAUGAAGACUCCAUUUGGAAAGGCGGCCGCUCAGCGAUCAAGAGCUGAUGCAGCACAUGCAGGUGUUUCUGCAAAUAUGAUGAAGAAAAGAACAUCUCAUAAGAAACAUCGAAACAAUAUGGGACCAAGUAAACCAAUCUCCCAGCCAAGGCGAAAUAUUGUAGGCUGUAGAAUACAGCAUGGGUGGAAAGAGGGCAGUGGGCCAAUAACCCAGUGGAAAGGAACAGUUCUGGAUCAAGUACCAGUGAAUCCCUCCCUCUAUCUUAUAAAGUAUGAUGGAUUUGAUUGUGUCUAUGGACUUGAGCUUCACAAGGAUGAAAGGGUGUCUGCUCUUGAAGUUCUACCAGACAGAGUUGGUAAGUGCACAUGUAUGUACACAUGCACACACCUUUAAAGAAUCCUUUACCUACGCAAAAUAAAAAAUAAAUAAAAAAUAAAUAAAUAAAUAAAAAAUGCAACACAGAACACAUGUAAGACUAAGUAACUGAAUCUUGAGAGUGGCUUAGUAGUGUUUUACAAUAUGCCUUUAAUGUAUGUACUCUAUAUACUGUAUGUACUUUAUAUGUACUGUAUAUUCAGUCCCUUAAUUCAUCUUGUGUAGUAAACCCAUCAUACCUGAAUGUUUUAUCAUAUAGUAAACUAGCUGUUCUACGCAUUCUUUGAACAGGAGUUUCUGAUUUUCGUGGUUGUAAAUAUAAAUAAGUGCUA
Messenger RNA from Pseudophryne corroboree (corroboree frog), 1523 nucleotides. RefSeq names its product spindlin-Z-like. The record is from RefSeq and is a predicted model, not a curated record. The coding region runs from base 817 to 1209 and encodes 130 amino acids. Gene Ontology annotation, biological process: gamete generation. NCBI's taxonomy places the organism in Eukaryota, Metazoa, Chordata, Amphibia, Anura, Myobatrachidae. The transcript has 6 exons.